Messenger RNA from Pelagomonas calceolata, 1104 nucleotides. NCBI's taxonomy places the organism in Eukaryota, Pelagophyceae, Pelagomonadales, Pelagomonadaceae. The record is from the annotation of a GenBank genome assembly.
GUCUGCUGCGACCGCUUGGAUAAAUUGGUGCUAGACGCCGCAUUCAUUGCAAGCCUAGCAAACCCAGUGCUCGCAACGAUGCGCAGCACUAUCAUGCUGCUCGCGGUGCAAUGCGCGCGGGCAUUCGUGGCGCCUGGUGUGCGCAGGAUGGCUACCAGCCUUUCAGCAGGCGACGCCAUGGCCGUCGACGCGGCGACGACCUUCCUGUUCCCGGGCCAGGGCGCCCAGAGCGUCGGCAUGGCCGUCGAGACCUGUGAAAGCGUGCCGGCGGCGAAGGCCCUCUUCGACGAGGCGAGCGAGAUCCUCGGCUACGAUUUAUUAGCCAAGUGCGCCGAGGGCCCCAAGGCCGAGCUCGACUCGACGGCCGUGAGCCAGCCGGCCAUUUUUGUUUCGUCCAUGGCGGCCGUCGAGAAGCUGCGCGCCGAGUCGCCGGACGUCGUCGACAGCGCGACCUGCGCCAUGGGUUUAUCAUUAGGCGAGUACUCGGCCCUCUGCUUCGCCGGGGCGAUUUCGUUUGCGGACGGCGUCAAGCUCACGAAACUUAGGGGAGAAGCCAUGCAGGCCGCGUCGGACGCGCAGCCCUCGGGUAUGGUGUCCGUUAUUGGUCUGGACAAGGGCAAGGUCGCGGACUUAUGUAAAGCGGCGGCGGACGCGACGGGCGAGCCCAUCGCCAUCGCCAACUUCCUCUGCAACGGCAACUACGCGUGCUCCGGCAGCAUGGCCGCGGUCGACAAGGUCGCGGAGCUCGCCAAGCCCGAGUUCAAGGCGCGCAUGGCCGUGAAGCUGGCCGUCGCCGGCGCCUUCCACACGGACUUCAUGGCGCCGGCCGUCUCUGCUUUAUCGGCGGCGCUCGCGGACACGGACGUCCAGGCGCCGCGGAUCCCCGUCGUGUCCAACGUCGACGCGGCGGCCCACGCCGACCCGGCGGUCAUCAAGGACUUGCUGGCCAAGCAGGUCACGUCGCCGGUCCUCUUCGAGGACUCCGUCGCGAACCUGCUGGGCGCGGGCUUUUCGCAGGGCUACGAGCUCGGCCCGGGCAAGGUCAUCGCGGGCAUCUUCAAGCGCAUCGACAAGACGGCGUCCGUCGAGAACGUCGUCGUGUAA